GUUAAACUUUAAAUGUGUUUUUAAUUUGUAUGUUUGUUAAAUUUGACUCUUGUGCCGAGAGACGCAACACAACGCAAAUAAUAAAAUGACCAAAGAGCAUGUGGAUACCGCUGAUAGGCAAAAUGCUGACGGCGUAGUUACUAAUGGCAGUGAAAUGGCGCUUCAGUCGACGAACGGCAAAGCAGGUGGCGUUGGCCCAGAAAGUUCAGAAUCGAACGGUACACAAAGCAGUGAUGAAAAUGCGUCUGGCGUAUAUGUGCCUCAACCUAAAGCCUUAUCGAACAAUGAGAAUGGAGUGGAUGCUGACGAAACAGACGGAGAGCUACUGGAGCGCAUGCGCGCUGAUGCUGUUGGUGAGACAAUGUACAGCAAGAAAUACAUUUUACAGACGCUGAUGAAACUUAGCCAACAGCCAGCCGAGACAGGUCUGGGGCUAGAGUUAGAGGACGACCUGUGCAAAGUGUGGGAUAUGUCUGUUGCUCCAGAAGUGGUGUCCCUGCUGCUAGAGAACGAUGCCAUUGAGCUAAUUAUGUUUGCCAUUUCGUCAAGCGACGAUGUGCGUCUAUACGAGAUACUUAUAGGUCUGCUGGGAAACAUGUGUGCGAAGCUGCAAUGCGUGGAGCAGUUGACAGCACAUCCAGAGUGGGUGGAAAUGCUGUUAAAGUUAACCACCUGCAUGGACACUUGCAUGCUACUUCAGCUGAUGCGCGUUUACCAAUAUGUUAUGGCUCAUGUUGUAAGCGGCAAAGAGCAGCUCGGCAUCGAUUGGUAUAUUUGUUUUGCUGCCUUUGAUGGCUCUGCACGCAAUUUGGGCUUUAUAUUGCAACAGUCAGUAAGCGAUGAGCUGCUGCUAGCUGCGCUAAAAGCCAUAAAUUCCGUGCUGGCUAGCUGUGCCUUGGUGGAAGAGGAGAAUGCCCGUACGGACCUCAAGCUGCGACCCUUCGCAGAUGUCUUUCUAGUGCCUGAACUAUGUGAUGGUGUUAAUAAUGCUUUUAUAAGGCUUAUGCGUGAUGAUUUGGCCAAGCAGGCGGAUGAAAUUGAUGCCGAAACUGGCGCACAAAUAACAGCAGAUACUGAAUUGGAUGAUGACGACUGUGGCGAGGACUUAAACGUACCAAAAAUCAGCUGCGAUGUUGAAGUUAUUCAAACCUACCUCAACAUUUGCACCAUACUGGUGCAAUUACCCGAGGCACAGACCUCAAUGAACUUAUACGUAUCAAGCAUCAUGUUUUGCCUUACACGCAUUUUGCAAUUUCUGCAGCAGCCCAUGCAACUUAUACCAAUGGGCGAGCGCCAGGAGGAAUAUUUAGAGGAUUUGGCGCACAUAUGUAGCUGCUUGAAAUAUUAUUACAACAGCGCUACAUUUAUUAAUUUGUUGGCUGUUUGGGUAAGUUUAAAGCUGCACAUUAACAACUAUGUGGACUUGGAUGAGCACGAUUUUGAGGCCUUUGAUGAUGAACCGCUCUCUCAAUAUGAGGAGAACGCUUUCAAAGUGCUCCGUUUGCUAGCACACAUGUUAAUCAAAGCUGAUGCUGCAGUUAUUCUAAGCGACAUCAAAGGUAUUGAUGCUUUGCAAGUUAACAUGUUUCGCGCUGCAUUGCAGGCGGAGCAGGAGGAGGAUGUAGUGCUGCAAAAAGCAUUGGAGCGCUUGCACGUUGUUUUUAACGAAUUAAAUGGCCAAGCCAAGUAAUACUCACAAACACAGGACUGAAUA
Messenger RNA from Drosophila busckii, 1714 nucleotides. RefSeq names its product protein saal1. Bases 86 to 1690 code for a protein of 534 amino acids. The transcript is spliced from 2 exons. The record is from RefSeq and is a predicted model, not a curated record. NCBI's taxonomy places the organism in Eukaryota, Metazoa, Arthropoda, Insecta, Diptera, Drosophilidae.